Molecule: messenger RNA, 901 nt
Organism: Seriola dumerili (greater amberjack)
Lineage: Eukaryota; Metazoa; Chordata; Actinopteri; Carangiformes; Carangidae
Product: dnaJ homolog subfamily C member 1-like
Exons: 4
Coding region: 178-579 (133 amino acids)
Cellular component (GO): endomembrane system
Source: RefSeq, a predicted model, not a curated record
CUUCAGACCAGUUUCUCAAAGUGUUUCUGCUACUGUCUGACAGUAUCAUCACUACAGGUGACGACUAAAGUCAAACAGGCGAAAGACAACGUGAGCCACACAUCAGGUCUGGUGAAGCUGUCAGACCUAAAGGGCCCUCAUCUUCCUGUGAGGUCACUUCCUGUUGCUGACAGUGCUAUGACGCAGAGGCUGGGAGGGGCCUGUGUGGAGGAAGAGGAAGGGGAAGAGGAGGAAGCAGCUCCAGCAGUCCGCAGGAGGAACAGGAAGUCUUCGACGGCAGCAGCAAGAGGGGAAGAGAUGAAGGUCAGAGGUCGUCGGCAGAGAGAUUUCGACCCAGCCAUGGUGGAGGAGGAUGACGAGGCGGAGCCUCACGAAAGCAGGGAGAAGGCAGACCCUGCUGCCUGGACUCAGAACCAACAGAAACUGCUGGAACUUGCUCUGCAACAGUUCCCCCGAGGAACCGCAGAACGCUGGGACCGCAUCGCCAAGGUGGUCCCUGCGAAGACCAAGGAGGAAUGUAUGAUUCGUUAUAAGAUGUUGGCUGAGCUCGUUCAGAAGAGGAAACAGGCCAAGAGCUGAUGAAAGGUCCUGAGCUCUGACUCCGCCUCUUCCUGCUUUCACCUGAAUCAGGUGACCUGUCAGAAAGGUGAUCAACCAGGUGACUUGUCAGCAGUGUUUUAUCUCUGUCCGGGUGAGCCGCUUCCUGAUUGGACUGAAUCAUAGUUUGUUUUAUUUGUAUGAUGUGGUGUCUCACCUGAUCAGGUGUGUUUUUAAAACCAAUGUGUCAAAGGUAGCAGGUAACCAGUCUGAGGCCUCCUGACCUCUGACCUCACAGCUUCAUGUGCCUUAGCUCUGUUCAGCAUGCUGUCAAUCAACUUCUGUUCAACUGAUCAAUAAAAAG